Messenger RNA from Colletotrichum higginsianum IMI 349063, 1776 nucleotides. Its product is annotated as Flavin-binding monooxygenase-like protein. Gene Ontology annotation, molecular function: flavin adenine dinucleotide binding; NADP binding; N,N-dimethylaniline monooxygenase activity. The transcript has 3 exons. The record is from RefSeq and is a predicted model, not a curated record. Bases 1 to 1776 code for a protein of 591 amino acids. NCBI's taxonomy places the organism in Eukaryota, Fungi, Ascomycota, Sordariomycetes, Glomerellales, Glomerellaceae.
AUGGAGACUCUCGACUUCGUCGUCAUCGGAGCAGGAUGGUACGGUCUGGCUGCGGCCAAGACUCACCACAAGCUUCACCCCCAAAACUCGCUGGCUCUCUUCGAGCAAGCCUCGUCCGCUGGCGGAGUAUGGGCCGAGCAUCGUCUCUACCCGGGGCUCAAGAGCAACAACAUGCUCGGCACCUACGAGUACCCUGACUUCCCCAUGGACCCCGAGACCUUUGGCGUCCUGCCCGGCCAGCACAUCCCCGGCCAGGUUCUGCACGACUACCUGACCAAGUUCGCCGAGACCUUCGGCAUCUUGGACAAGAUUCGCUUCCACCACAAGCUCCUCUCGGCCGAGCACCAGACCAACGGUGGCUGGCUCUUGACGGUUCUCAACGGCAAAGACGGCAAGGAGAUCCAGGUCCUCGCCAAAAAGCUCGUCGUCGCAACCGGCCUCACCUCUGAGGCCUUCCUGCCCAACUUUGACGGCCAGGAGACCUUCGGCGCCCCCAUCUUCCACGGCAAGGAUUUCCUCCAACAUGCUGAUACUCUUGACUCGGCCAAGUCCGUAACCGUCUUCGGCGGCACCAAGUCGGCAUGGGAUCUCGUCUACGCCUACGCGAUCAAGGGCAUUAAAGUGAAUUGGGUCAUCAGAGAGUCGGGUCACGGCCCUGUGUGGAUGGCGCCCCCAUACGUCACGCCUCUGAAGAAGUGGCUCGAGAAGCUCGUCCACACCCGCGCGCUGACCUGGUUCAGCCCCUGCUCGUGGGGCGACGCCGACGGCUAUGUCAAGACGAGGAACUUCUACCACGGCACCGCCAUCGGCCGCGGCAUCACCAACAACUUCUGGAGCGUCCUCGGCAACGACGUCAUCACGCUCAACAAGCUCGACUCGCACCCGGAGCUGAAGAAGCUGAAGCCCUGGAGCGAGGCCAUGUUCACGGCGUCCAGCUUCUCCAUCCUCAACUACGAGACCGACUUCUUCGACCUCAUCCGCGACGGCACCGUCGACGUCCACAUCGCCGACCUCACCAAGCUGUCACCGAGCACCGUCCACCUCUCGGACGGCUCGUCCUUGAAGUCGGACGCGCUCUGCUGCGCCACCGGGUGGAAGCAGUUCCAGCCCAUCAAGUUCUUGCCCGAGGGCAUCGAGAAGGACCUCGGCAUCCCCCACGCGCCCUCCGCCGACAGCUUCCCUCCCGCCGAGAUGACCGAGGCCAUCGACAGGGAGAUCCUGGACCGCUGGCCCCGGCUCGGGGACCAGCCCGUCCAGAACAAGAAGAUGAAGCCGCUCGUGGAGAACGAGGGCGUCUCGACGACCGACGCCGUCAACCCGUACACGCCGCUCACCCCCUACGUCCUCCAUCGCUUCAUGGUGCCGCCGUCCUCCAAGCUCCUCGCACACCGCGACAUCGCCUUCGCCGGCGUCUUGAUGAACUUCACCGUGGCCAUGAUCUCGCACGUGCAGUCGCUCUGGAUCGACGCCUACUUCCACGACCAGCUCCCUUCUGUCCGCGAGGCCGCCUCCGACCCUCAGGCACUGCAGAAGCUGCGGUACGAGACCGCCCUGCACAGCCGGUUCUGCAAGUGGCGGUACCCCGCCGGUCACGGCGACAAGUUUCCCGACUUCGUCUUCGACGCAGUCCCUUACAUCGACCAGCUCGUGGGCGACCUGGGACUAAAGGUGUACAGGAAGAACGGCAUGAUCGCCGAGGCAUCCGAGCCGUACGGCCCCGAUGACUACAAGACCCUGGUUGACGAGUGGACGGAGAAGCAGGCCGCUGGUCAAUAA